This is a messenger RNA of Pisolithus orientalis, 1391 nucleotides long. Its product is annotated as cyclin-like protein. Gene Ontology annotation, biological process: regulation of transcription by RNA polymerase II; positive regulation of DNA-templated transcription, elongation. Bases 70 to 1161 code for a protein of 363 amino acids. The transcript is spliced from 7 exons. Gene Ontology annotation, cellular component: nucleus; cyclin/CDK positive transcription elongation factor complex. Lineage: Eukaryota; Fungi; Basidiomycota; Agaricomycetes; Boletales; Pisolithaceae. The record is from RefSeq and is a predicted model, not a curated record. Gene Ontology annotation, molecular function: cyclin-dependent protein serine/threonine kinase activator activity.
GUCGAUCCGUACAUGAGGCGCACGUGACCUGGGGAUGACCUCUGCAGGGUCUCACCCACUCGCUACCGUAUGACCACAUCAACUCAAGAUACCGGCGUUUCUACCCAAUGGACAUUCCCUGUCGACGCUCUGCAGCAUAUGCCGAGUGUAGAGACGUCAAACUAUACAAUUGGGAAAGAACUGUAUGACCGUGCCAGGGGUGUCGAGUUCUUGUUUCGCCUUGGCUCUUCCCUCGGAUUACCUUCAUCAGCAAUGUUCACUGCCGCAACCUGGUUCCAUCGCUUCUUCAUGAGGUUCUCCAUGGAGGAUUAUCACAGACAAGAUAUUGCUGCUGCCUGCAUAUUUCUCGCCACAAAGACGGAGGAGUGUGGCAGAAAGCUACGUGAUGUUGCACGGGUAUUUCAGUCCAAAAUCACCGGUGUCGAUGUGGCGCAUAUCCCCAAUGAGAGCUUGGAGGUCGAGAACCAGCAGACUGCUAUCUUGCUUGCUGAGGAAAUUUUACUUGAGGCAUUAUGCUUCGACUUCGUAACGAUCAGCCCGCAUUUUAUUCUGGUGGAACUCUUUGAUGCUGGGCAAACCAACACAAAAGUUCAGGAUUAUGCAUGGAGUAUUGCUCAUGAUUCGUAUCGGACCCCGCUAUGUAUACUGUUUGGCCCUCGUAUUAUUGCAGCGGCGUGCAUCAUAUUGGCACAGCGUGCAGCGGAUGGACUGCACUCACCCUCCUUGGAUGCUCGCAUAUCCCUCUCCCCACCUUCCGCAUCUCUCCCAACUCCACCCUCCCACAAACCGGCUUCUCCAGACGUAUCAAGGUUUGCAGUCGAGUAUUUUGGUUUCGACGAGACGGAUCUACGGCAUGUCACCGAUGCUCUCACCAUACUGCUUGACUUCUACGCUGCACAAGACUUACACAGCAAUCCCUACAUAUCGCUGCUAGCGUCGAUACAACCUCCGACGCAUGGCCGGCAAUUAAAACUUUAUGAACCUUUUGCGCAGCUUUUGCCUCCAGUCCCUCCGGUCACGAAUGAUGGUCAGACACCAGAAUCUUCUCAAUAUGCAACCUCAGCACCAUUAACCCCGUCCCACUCGAGUUCAACGACGAAACCAGCACCGGAUUCUCCGGGAUCUCAUCCGAGAAUUCCCUCUCGAAGAGGCCUCAGUUGAAGGCACUCUACGGUGAAAUCGGCCUCGCGAAAUGCUUCCGGUCGACAGUACACCACUCGGAGACGCUGGUCCGGCCUGUGUGUGGGUCUGGCCUUGGGGGUUGAGCAAAGAUCGCAUUUUGAGUAUAACUAUCCAACUUGAGCUCUCUAUGUAGUGACUCGAAGGCUGAAGCGUAGGGGUCGUUAUUCGGCAAUCGGCCCAGUCGCUAUUGGUACACAAGCACGGCCAUC